GAUCAGACGGACACGAUUCCUGAGACGCUCAGGACAGGUGUUUCUAAUCUCGAUUUAUCAUCAGGUUUUCGCAAGUUCUAACACAGUGAAGUGCAGUGCGCUUGUGCAUUUAGCUUCCGGCCAACUUAACCAGUGCUUCGAAAUUUACGUCGUUCAAUAAUUCUUCAAGAUGGGCUCGAGAUUGGUGUGCGUCACAGCGAUAAUAACAGUGUUCACAAUCGGUUAUGACCCAGUUUCAGCUGCUAAACUUGAAGCACAGAAUGUAAAGGCUAAGAAGUCACCCACAGGAGGAUAUAGGACCAUUCUCGAUGCCCAGGAGAGCGUUGCCAAAGAACAAUUCACACAUGAUCAAUUCUCGCCCAGAGGGCGCUCAUUCGUUAACUAUGGGGCGACAAGCUCAGUUCAUGCUUCCCUGCCAGAUGGUAAAACAGCUGAAGAUACUAAAGCACCGCUCUCCCUUCAGAUACAGGACCACUCACCCUGGAGACCGAUUGCAUCUGAGAGUACCGCUUCUCAUCGAAUCCAUAAAACGACAUUUUCAAAAGGAUUUAAAUUCCACUCAUUUGCCGAUCAAAAGCACGUGUCGGGCGAGCCGCUACCAGCGGGGAGAGGCUCGAUCGGCAAUGCAGACUCGUACGCUGGUACGGCCUCGGUUGCCCCCGAGCAGGUGAGCCAUUUCCUCGUACCGUCCAGCUAUCAUCAGCAAAGACAACGGACUCCGCGUUACGAACGCGUACAGGAUGAGCCGCACGAGAUAAAUCGUCGUCCGCAGGAAGAAUAUCAACGAAAUCUGAAUAGUCCUGAAAAACCUGAUCAUCUUCAACAUGUUGCUUAUCAGUCAACCCAUCAAUCUUCGCACCAGCAGUCGCCUCAGAGUGCUGAGCAGGAUGUUUUUAAAAACGCGGAAAAAGCGACAGUAAACGCUCAUUCAAUAAAGCAAUACCAAACGCGUCAGCAUAAUCUGCCGCUGAUGGAUUCGGGUGCACCCCAGCAUCAGCAGACGCAGUACUACCAAGCAAGGCAACAAUAUCACCAUCAGCAACAACCGAUUGGACAUGAACAGGUCCAGUACGUGUAUGCAGAUGAACAGCAAGGUGCUCGCAACACAAAAGGGGCUGCUUCGACCGAGCAAGCCGGCUCAGGCCGACAUACGCCAUUUCCAACGCAUCUAGGACAACAACACCCCCAGCAACAUGGAUAUACUUACGGCGAAACUGCCCACUACACCUCGCAGAAUGCCCAGCAGCAUUCGACAGGAAAGGAGGAAGAAGAAGAGCCAUCGGAUGAUGUUCUCCUUGCACAUAUUCCCUUACCGAAAUCGAAGAUUGCAGUUGAGAUGGACGACACGGACGAUGGACGCUUGCAGCGUCAGUCUGAUGGUCCAAACACAAUUCCUGACGAAAAAUCACAGCAUUCCACGCAAAAUGCGGGGCCCAUUUACCGGGUAAUUAACCCGGCGGAUAAUAGGGAGAUAUCAGUGGGAACUGAUGCCCAGUCGCUGGAAUACGACUUCAAGCAGCAUUUUAGGCAGAGCCAUGCUAAGCGUCACGACGGUCGGUCUAGUGUUGAAGCUUCCGCUUACCGCGGUGCAACACUUCCACGGAGCCAAAACUUGCGCAAGGAGCGCCAUUUCACAGUUAGGGCCAGCGCUGUAACACCCCGAGAGGAUCAUACGUUAUACUCGAAGACACAGGCUUACAUUAUACCACAACAACACGCGCUUCAUCAAACGGACCUUCAAACACCGGCCGGGUUUCAAGCAUCCUUCCGGAAAGCGACACUACAGCAGUCUACUGAUUCCUCAAAAUCGUUUCCCUACAUUCCCGUCAUGAUAGCGUAUGACGGUCGGCCACAUAACCAUAUGUCUGAAGCCACUGCGUUGAUUGCUCAAGACACAAUUGAUAAACAAUUGCAGCACAGACUGUCGAAUAUGCCUUCGAUUGUGUCCCACCAUAUGGAGUAUUUGAAUGGGUUUCCCUUAACUGAUCAAGCAGUGACACGAAUUCCGAGCCUUACUCGUGACAUCCAAACCUACAUCAAGAAAAAAUCUGCCUAAGGACAAUCCAGCCGCCGCCAUAUUGGUCAGACAAAGUAUAAAGAGCAUUCAGAGUUCAACAAGGUGGCGCCUAAAUGGCGUCAUCGACAUCGUAUUCUGUAACGUCCACCAAGCUGCUUGAGGGUGUCCCUAAUUAUGAUGUCCUAUACAAUAUUCAUAUCAGCAUGAGGCUCAUUCUGAUCAGCGUGACGUCGGACGUGGGCAUCAUUUUGCCCAACGAGAUUAAUUGGAAAAAAAGCCGUGUUUAUUCAAUAAGAAGUAUUAAUUCAGUCCCUCAACAAGAAGACAAGAGGGCUUGUUUCCAUAAAUCAAAUGUGUUAUGUUCGUAUGAAUACAACUUUUUUCUUUCAUGGCCACUUGUAGCCAUUAAUAAUUAAUUUACCUACGUGCCUGCAUGUGGAGUCAUUGGCAGACGAUACAUAUAAAGUAGACGAGCCUUUUACGAUUAUAUGGCACGAAGCACAUUAGAAAAAUAGAUUUGACUAAUCAGCCAUUGCGGCAACGCAUAAUCGCUGCAUUACAGCAUAAACCUAAGGGGAUUAGCAAAAGAAAAAAAAGAAGAAAAGUGUGGCAAACUUGCUAGCAAUGAAAAUUGUUACGGCGUCUUCUCGAAAUGGGUGAUCAAAGGUCAUGUUAUUGACGUACACGGAGAAAAGAAUACUUGAAAGUGCAUUAUUCCCCAACAUGAAUUUAGUUGGGAAACCAGUUAAAAUGCUCCAUACGUAGAAAUAAUAGCGAGGCUGUAAAUAGAACGAGGUACACUUUACCUAAUAAUAUAUUUUGUGUUUGGAUGAUAAGAUACGUGUGUAAGUCUAGACAUAACACGCGUGUGCGGAAUACCUGCUGGGCAAUAUUGGCAGAAUGUGUUUGUUGCAAAAUUAUGCUAAAAAUUUAAUAACUUGCACUAAUUAAGAGAAGUUGAUAUCACCUGAAGUCACUCAUUAAUGUUCUACAGAUCUGUAAAUCUACGAAAGCGCAAUGAAUAUUGUAUCGGAUCGAAAUUCGGCGCUACCAAUGGACAAAACGUUUAUGAACGACAGGUAGAUCUCCACACAGUUGUGUUUGUUUCUACGUGUAAAGUGCCCGUUCGUUCUGCUGUAGCACAGAGACGCGUGCUUUGGGAUGCGCAGUGUUGUAUUGUGUUUUAACUCUGUAAUUAUACCAAAGCUAUAUUAAUACUAAUUUUGAAAAAAUGUUGUAGUGGCUUGCAUCGGUAGCAUUGUUUAUUGAUUUAUGUUAUUUUGAAUUUCGCUGCUAGUUACCAAAUCCCCAUAUCAUUCCAAAUAUCAUAAGAAGUUAAAUAAAGCGUUUUUUUUUUUUACAUUUUUGCAUUAAUCGAAUUUCACAUUUGCAUUCAUUAAUGUCCCUAUGGUAUCUGAUGUGAGGUUUAAUCCGAAUCGUUAGAAGAUACGGGGGUUUUUGAUCUUCUUCAAAUUAAAUGCAAAAAAGUUAAC
Varroa destructor (honeybee mite) is the source of this 3510-nucleotide messenger RNA. RefSeq lists its product as uncharacterized. Lineage: Eukaryota; Metazoa; Arthropoda; Arachnida; Mesostigmata; Varroidae. The record is from RefSeq and is a predicted model, not a curated record.